AUGUACAAAGGCGAACUUUCAAUAAAUCUUUUUAUAUUUGCCGGUGUUUGGAGGCCAAUAAAUUUGUCAUUAUUUAUUAUGAAAUUUUUUUAUAAUAUAUUGACAAUUUUUAUUAUUAUUCUUUUUUACUUUUUUGAUAUUUCAUUGUGCAUUUAUCUUAUUUUACAUUCAUUAAAUAAUAUUGACGAAUUCGCAGAAUCAUUAUGUUGGUUUUUGGCAGCAAUAGUAACUUGUGUGAAAAUGACAAAUUUUAUCCUAAGACGAAAUGAUAUUAUAAAAUUGAUAAAUAUUUUAAAUGCACAUUGUCUAAAAACUCGUGACAAUAUUGAGAAAAUUAUGCAGGACAAAUGUGAUUUUACAGCUAGAAGGAACACAAAAUAUUUUUUUAUAAUAACCUCAGCAACAGUUUUAGCAAUGACAUGUGGAGGAUUGGCAAAAGGAAAAGAUAAUAUCAGUUUACCAUUAAAAGCAUCAUUACCAUACGAUUAUAAAAAUCAGAAAUUAGCAUUUUCUUUAACAUAUAUUAGUCAAUCAUUGUGGCUUUAUUUAUCUGGUUUAGUUACAGUUGCAUCUGAAACAUUUGUAAUGACAAUGUUGAUUCAAAUUUGUUCUCAGCUUGAUAUAAUAUGUUAUCGUCUAAAAAAUUUGCCAUAUUUAUAUAAAAAUAAUAAUAAUAAUAAUAAAAGAUCUAUUCUUUUUAAUGAAUUAGAAGAGGCAAAUAUUAUUAAAGACUGUAUUGUUCAUCAUAAUUACAUCUACAUGUAA
This is a messenger RNA of Leptopilina boulardi, 765 nucleotides long. RefSeq lists its product as uncharacterized. Gene Ontology annotation, biological process: detection of chemical stimulus involved in sensory perception of smell; sensory perception of smell. The transcript is spliced from 2 exons. NCBI's taxonomy places the organism in Eukaryota, Metazoa, Arthropoda, Insecta, Hymenoptera, Figitidae. Gene Ontology annotation, molecular function: olfactory receptor activity; odorant binding. Gene Ontology annotation, cellular component: plasma membrane. The record is from RefSeq and is a predicted model, not a curated record. Bases 1 to 765 code for a protein of 254 amino acids.